AUGGUUGCGAAAAAGAAAAAGAAGGAGUCCAAAGAACAGUCAUCUUCGGAAUCCGAUGCUGAUUAUUCCAUUCAUGAUAGCAGUUCUGAGUAUGAUUUUCUAUCCGACGAGGAGGCUAAUGUCCAAGAAGAAGAGAUUGCUAUGGCAUAUCCAGGACUAUAUCCAGACUACGUCCAUGCCUUGGCAGCGGCUACUCAAGCUGCUUCUUUGGCAGGAGCUGGUCACCACACUCAGCAUCAGCCUCCCAAACGAAAACGUCGUCAUCGCACUAUCUUCAGCGAAGAGCAACUUGAACAACUUGAAGCUACAUUUGAACAAACGCAUUAUCCAGACGUAGUGCUUAGAGAACAGUUAGCAUUGAAAGUAGAUUUGAAAGAGGAAAGGGUUGAGUUUGUGCCUCCCAUCCAUUACAACUUUUACAGAAAUUUGUCUUACCAACAACGGGAAAGACAACAAAUCCCAGAUCAAGAUACUCAGGAUAAUAUUCAGGAAGAACCCGACGACCCAGAUAACUGCUUUGAAACCGAUGAUGACUAG
Molecule: messenger RNA, 537 nt
Organism: Diabrotica virgifera virgifera (western corn rootworm)
Lineage: Eukaryota; Metazoa; Arthropoda; Insecta; Coleoptera; Chrysomelidae
Product: homeobox protein goosecoid-like
Exons: 3
Coding region: 1-537 (178 amino acids)
Biological process (GO): regulation of transcription by RNA polymerase II
Cellular component (GO): nucleus
Molecular function (GO): DNA-binding transcription factor activity, RNA polymerase II-specific; RNA polymerase II cis-regulatory region sequence-specific DNA binding
Source: RefSeq, a predicted model, not a curated record